Molecule: messenger RNA, 2879 nt
Organism: Megalobrama amblycephala (Wuchang bream)
Lineage: Eukaryota; Metazoa; Chordata; Actinopteri; Cypriniformes; Xenocyprididae
Gene: adra2db
Product: adrenergic, alpha-2D-, receptor b
Exons: 1
Coding region: 395-1774 (459 amino acids)
Biological process (GO): adenylate cyclase-activating adrenergic receptor signaling pathway; regulation of smooth muscle contraction; regulation of vasoconstriction
Cellular component (GO): membrane
Molecular function (GO): alpha2-adrenergic receptor activity
Source: RefSeq, a predicted model, not a curated record
CAUUAUUGGGUAAUGGAAUAGAACUUUGAUUAAUAUAUAUGAUUAAUAUAUAUAUUCCAUGUACAUUCAUGACUUAUUAACGACAGUUACAAUGCUUGAUUGCUAAUUAAUCACACGCCGAAACAAAAGCUUGUUUGACGCCCCAUGGAGGGAGAGAGAGAGAGAGAGAGAGAGAGAGAGACGGGCGCAAACACUCCCAUAUUUGUUCGGCGCGACACACUGGAGCGCACCGAAGACUCAACCCGCUUGUCUCCGCGCGCGCGCGCUUCUUUAUGAAACAAAGCAUGUCUUGGCUCAUUGUGGUUCUCCAUUGCCACAUCAAAAAGGCAGUUGAAACAGAUAAAAUAUAUCCAAAUCAUCGGGGAGUUUUAAAAGUUAGCACAUCAUCUUUGGUAUGAUACGCUUGGCGUGGAGUGUUUGGCGGAUUGCGCAGCGCUUCAGAUUGGAGUCUACAAGUUUGAAGUCGAAGCGCGCCUUGGAUGAGAAUACGCUUGGAAAUGGGGGAUCAGCACCAAGGGUCCUCAGAAUGGAAUUAACUACCAUCACCUUCACUUCGCCGAACUCAUCCGCGGAUACUAAUGCCACGAGCGCGCCGAGACCCCCGCCGCAUUCACAGUGCGCGGCGGUGCUCAUCAUUCUCGUGGUUACCGUGAUCAUCGUGGUGACCAUUGUGGGGAACGUAUUAGUCGUGGUGGCCGUUUUCACCAGCCGCGCGCUGCGUGCGCCACAGAAUCUCUUUCUGGUCUCUUUGGCGUCUGCUGAUAUUUUGGUGGCCACUUUGGUCAUUCCAUUCUCCCUAGCCAAUGAAGUGAUGGGCUACUGGUACUUUGGAAGCACCUGGUGUGCCUUCUACCUGGCUCUGGACGUGCUCUUCUGCACGUCGUCUAUUGUCCACCUCUGCGCCAUAAGUUUGGACCGGUACUGGUCGGUCACCAAAGCGGUCAGCUACAAUCUAAAGAGAACCCCGCGGAGGAUAAAGUUCAUGAUCACGGUGGUGUGGAUCAUUUCGGCGGUGAUUUCCUUCCCGCCGCUUCUCAUGACCAAACACGACGAGCUGGAGUGUUUGCUGAACAACGAGACCUGGUACAUCCUCUCCUCCUGCAUGGUGUCGUUUUUUGCCCCUGGUCUCAUCAUGAUUUUGGUGUACUGCAAGAUCUACAGGGUGGCCAAACAGCGCGCGUCCACCGUAUUCGUGGCCAAGAACGGGAUGGAGCGACAACCGUCGCAGUCCGAGACCUGCUUCGUGCGUAAAGGGAAGUCUGAGAUGGAGAGCCCCAGCAGCCACAGCUCAGGCAGUCGAGAGCGCAAAGGCGAGCUCGACGACAUCGAUCUGGAGGAGAGCAGCGUUUCCAACAGACACAGGAACUCGCGCUUCUCCAAGAGCAGGAAGGUGGAGGGUGCACACGCGUGCCCAAAGCAAAAUGGACGGCUGUCAUGGGCAUGUAGCCGCGCGUCGGAGCUCGAGCAGGAGCCGAAGUCGCGUCAGCUGUCUUUGUCCAAGUCAAAACUGGCACAGAUGCGAGAGAAGCGCUUUACCUUCGUUCUGGCAGUGGUUAUGGGGGUGUUCGUGCUCUGCUGGUUUCCAUUCUUCUUCACGUACAGCCUUCAUGCAAUAUGUCGAGAAAGUUGCACGAUACCGGAUUCUCUGUUUAAUCUCUUUUUCUGGAUUGGUUACUGCAACAGCUCUGUGAACCCCAUAAUUUAUACCAUUUUCAACAGAGAUUUUAGGAAAGCGUUCAAGAAGAUAAUGUGUCAGCAUUCGACACGCACGUAAAUGCACAUGUAUAUGUGAAUCAAUGACAAAUAAGAGUCAGAGGGGCAAUCUUUUGUAAAUAUAACACAUAUAAUAGGGUAAUUUAAUAUAAUAUAAUAUAACAUAAUAUAAUAUAAUAUAAUAUAACUCAUCUGCCUUAAAAUGUCUGACAUUCUUUCCUUGCACUUUGAAUAUAUGUAGUUUUUUUAAGUUUUCAAACUAAUAUUUUAUCAUAUCAUGAAUAGUCAUUCAUGAAUAUAAGAAGUUUUCUUAGGCUGAACAAAACAUUCCCUUUUUAUAGCAAGCGUUUAAAAAAAAAAAAAAAAAAUCUUGACACACAUUAAUAUGGUUUCAUGGUAUUCUUGUCACAUGAAAACAAAAUGUCUUUCUGUUUGUUGGUCACACCACAAUGACUCAAUGAUUUGGCAGACUUUCUUCUUCAAAUAUUAAUAAUAUUUGAAAUCAAACUGCUUUGUUUGAAAGAUAAAACAAAUACCAACUUUUCUUUUAUCAAGAAUUUUUUUUUUACAAUCUCCAGCCAUUUACACUAAAAUUACAUUUUUUAUUUCUUUAAGCCUCACAAAUGUGAAUUUUUUUUCCAGAAAUUAAAAACAUUUCAUCAUAAGGUAUAUUUAAAUAACUAUAACUGGCAUUUUUGUUGUAUUUUUGAAUAAUUUUAUACAUCCGGACACAAAAAUGAGCAUCGUGUCAUUGACCCAUAGGCCUAUGUAACCUAUGUGUUGCCGUGUGUUUGUUUGAGUUAGUCUGUGUGCUUUGUAAAUAGUCUUACAGGAUUUUACAGCAUUUUUCUUGCUCUUUGUGCACAUAUUUUGGAAUGUAAUGUAUUCAUAUUUGAGAUUUUAACUUAAAAUAUACGAUAUGUUUAUUUCCUCAGAUAAACACUGGCAGGUGACCUGGCCAAAUGUGAAAACUCCUUUAAAGACCACACAUAAUGUGGCAGUCCACUUUAAAUGUGUAUUAUUUAUAGGAGUACAUGUUCAAAAUACUGCAAAACUGGAUCGAAAAAACUUAGAUAUGACACAGACACUUUGAUGAAAUUGUUUCAAUGUACAAAGACAUUAAUGUGAGACAUUUUAAUAAAGUUUUUGAACCAGUGUUUAUGAAA